Molecule: messenger RNA, 2124 nt
Organism: Diachasma alloeum
Lineage: Eukaryota; Metazoa; Arthropoda; Insecta; Hymenoptera; Braconidae
Product: WD repeat-containing protein 78
Exons: 4
Coding region: 1-2124 (707 amino acids)
Biological process (GO): cilium movement
Cellular component (GO): axonemal dynein complex
Molecular function (GO): dynein light chain binding; dynein heavy chain binding
Source: RefSeq, a predicted model, not a curated record
AUGGCCCAAGCGAACAGUCUAGUCUCCCGAAGAAUGUCGAGUCGACGUCCCUCCAAACCUAAGCCCCAGAAGCCCCCGAUAUCUGUGGUCCAGCAACGGAAGCACCUAAAAGUCUUCGAAAAUGGCCUAGACGUCACCCCAAAACUCCUGACCCACCGAUUUUACCCGACGAUCGAGGAGAAUCGGCUGACGGCCUACGACACCAUCGACAUGCUGAAGACCGGUAGUGAGUCCAUGAUGUCCUUGAGCUCUGCCGUACUUCGGUCUAGUAUAUCGGGGCUUGCAUCGAAAUCAUCCCCAAUGCACACAACAGUUAUUCCCCCCCUGGACGAGACAAUGGAAAGUCUGAUAGCAACCCAGGAAAUUGCGUCACUUGCGGACGAGUCUCGCGCGCCGUCGCCAUUUUGUCUCCCAAAAUUCGAAGAAGCAUCGACUAAAUUCCUGGAUACGGUGACAAUCCUCCUAAAAGAGACAGAAACAAUGAUCAUCUUUGAGAUGCCGCAGUUGACCGCAGACCUGGACACCCCCGAGGGUCAGCAGGUGAAGGAAGAGAAUGAGAGAUACGAGAUGAUUACAGCGGAGGGCGGGCCGAAGAGGAAGCUGGCGGAUGCCGAGACCCAGACGCGGAGGAUUCACCUUAAAUCCAGAUCGACACAUCUCGGGAGGAAGAGGAGAAUGAACCAGGGGACUUUUGUCAAUAACUGGGUCAUUCAUGACACCUAUGUUGAGUUGGAGGGAGCUGUGAGAGUGGAAGAGACGCCGGACAGGAAUAAGCUUCCGAAGCUCUCGCUGACCCCUACGACCCCCAGCCCCGAGGACCAACUAGCCGAAAUCAGCAAGAAAUCUUCCUUCAAAGACGCGCUUCAAAUAAUGGAGAGGAUAAUCGCAAGCAAUCUCUUCAUAAUUCCUCAGAAGCGGUUCAAGGGUCUCUUAAAGAGUGACCCUUGCAGCCCAGACCUGAAGUUCACGUACUGCCUGGACCUCCUCUGGGUGCACUCUUGUUCGGAAACGACCAAUCGUUCAGUGACUGCCUUCAGAUGGAACUACACCAACUCCAACAUUCUGGCGGUUGGCUACGGCUCAAGGAAGUCUACCUGCGAUGGGGUCCUGCUUAUCUGGUGCAUGAAGAACCCGAGUCAACCGGAUAGAAUUUACCGGUUCGAAUCAGCGAUCUCCGAUCUCGAUUGGAGUCGAUCGAAGCCGAAUCAGUUGGCUGUGGGCUUCUACGACGGGCGCCUCCGGGUCAUUGAUGUGAGCAGUAGAACUUUGGCUGUUUUGAGGGACAGCAAGACCGACAAACUCCGCCUAUUCUCCCCGCAAUGGCAAGUCCAGUGGUGGCAGGGGGACGAGCACAUGGACUACGAGGAGCAGAUCUACACGUCCACCCAGGACGGCCGAAUCCUGUGCUACCCGACUCACGAGGACUUCACCUCGACCCAGAUGAUGCGCAUCCCCAGGAUCGAAGCCCAGAUCUCCGGGGUUCCCCGCAAGGACUUCUGCGAGAAGGUCGACAUAUCGAUCCGCCGCAACCCCGGCGCUGUACUCCUACGAAGACAUCCUGAGAGACUUGACAGCUACUUCGUGGGCUCCGACGAGGGCUGUCUCCACAACUGUUCAACGAAUUACCUCGACCACCACGUGGACAGCUUCUUGGCACAUGACGGGCCGAUCUACGCCUUCGAGUUCUCCCCCUUCAGCUCCAAAUUAUUCCUGACGUGUGGGGCUGACUGGACCUCCAGAAUCUGGGCCGAGGGCAUCACAGAACCCCUUAUCACCCUCUCCACGAGAAUGUCCUGCGUGAGGGCUGCCGCCUGGAGCCCCAAGAAUUCGACGAUCCUGGCGACCUGUGCUGAUAACGAGAUCUCGAUUUGGGAUAUCAAGAGGAGAACUUAUAAGCCUUGUUCCUGGACCCUGGCACCUGGUGGGAGACUCUGCGCUCUGGAAUUCACCAGGAGUGGGGAUCAGCUGGUAGCUGCUGAUAUAUCGGGAGGUGUCUUUGUGUAUCAGCUCGAGGGGAUGCCUUUCCCGCCGUUCAACCAGGUGGAGCUGCUGGUUAAUUCCAUUCGGAAGGAGCUGAUUACUAAAGCGGAGUUGGGGAAAAAGUUUUUGAAAGUUUUUGAAUAA